UGUAGAAUCCGCAUAUACAACAGUUUGCGUUCACUAUGUACACAAUGUACUUAAUUUUUCUUUUGGCUCUUUUAAUAUGGGUCAGAUCUUCACACGAAAUCGACCAUGAUGAGUUUGUGGUUGUCUCCACCACAACUCGGUCCCCCUAUAUUUCUAACCUCGUAGAAAAAAUUGACAAUUUUUACCAACCUCUGGUACCACCGGAACAUAAUCGUUUUCCACAAAAUUGCAAAGAAGCUCUAGACCAAGGUUCCAACGUUUCUACGUUUUAUUUCGUCAGACCUGAGCUUUCCCCACGACCAUUCUUGGUUUUGUGUGAUAUGCAAACCAGAGGAGGUGGCUGGACUUACGUGGUCAACAGAUUUAGUGGCUCCCAAAAUUUUGAUUUACUCUGGACUGAUUACAAACGCGGUUUUGGCAACAUUGGAGCAGAAUUUUGGCUGGGAUUAGACAACUUAUACUACCUAACAGGUCAACAAGUUCAUGAAGUACUAAUCGAACUUGAGGACUGGGACUUCAAGAAAGUGUACGCCUUUUACAAUUUUUUUAGUGUUGGUGGUGAAGAUGAAGGUUAUAUGUUGAAGCUUCUGGGAGGCUAUGAGGGUACCGCUGGAGAUUCUUUAAGUUAUAGCGCUGGCUCGAAGUUUAGCACAAGGGACAAGUACCAAGAUGACUUCAGUCACAAUUGUGCUAAUUAUAAAGGUGCAGGGUGGUGGUACCGCGAUUGUACCGACACGUUACUAACUGGUAAAUAUUUUCUGAGGAACGAAGCGACGAAUUUGGACGGAAUUUAUUGGCUGGCAUUCCGUGGACCCGAUUACAGUCUUAAGCAAGCCAGAAUGAUGAUUAGACCACGAAGGACUAACUCGAUGUCUCCCCAAGAGAACACGAAUACAUAAAAUGUUACCCAAAUAUUUUGGCUUAAUUCGAUCAUUCAUUUUUUACAGUGGUCAGAUAAAUUAAACAAAAAGGAAAAAUAGAGCAAUAGCUAGUUUAGUUAAUUUUUUUUUAAUGUUAAACAGAUUUACUUGUGUUUCUAGGGCGGAAAAUGUUCUGUUUAAAUAACUGUAUUAUAUAUUUUUUUAUAUGAUAUUAUUAUGUGCAAAGCUAUUAUUUAUAU
Messenger RNA from Zophobas morio, 1120 nucleotides. RefSeq names its product angiopoietin-related protein 2-like. The transcript is spliced from 3 exons. The record is from RefSeq and is a predicted model, not a curated record. Bases 36 to 899 code for a protein of 287 amino acids. NCBI's taxonomy places the organism in Eukaryota, Metazoa, Arthropoda, Insecta, Coleoptera, Tenebrionidae.